This is a messenger RNA of Closterium sp. Yama58-4, 2181 nucleotides long. NCBI's taxonomy places the organism in Eukaryota, Viridiplantae, Streptophyta, Zygnematophyceae, Desmidiales, Closteriaceae. The record is from the annotation of a GenBank genome assembly.
AUGAAAAGGCGCUUCUGGCGCUAUCUGCUACGCCGCUCGCUGCCGCGGGACUGGCUGGGCGGCACGCGCUAUGCGGUGUUCGGGCUAGGGGACUCCGCCUACCAGCACUUCAACGCAGCAGCGAAGAAGGUGGAUCGGCGCAUGAUGGAUCUGGGCGCCAUGCCUCUGCUGCCCAGAGGGCUGGGGGACGACCAGCACCCCUGUGGGUACGCAGCAGCGCUGGACGUGUGGCUGGCGUCGCUGUGGCCCGUGCUGCCACCCCCGCCACUUCCUCCCUCGCCCUCCGCCGCCCUGCCCUCCGAGGACCACCCGCGCCUACACGUGCACGUGCUGCCGGACUCCCCCUCGCAUGCUGCACCGCCACCGCACACGGCAGCGCCGCCAUCACCCCCUGCGCCUGACGCUGCGGUGGCAGCGGGUGAGUGGGUGGCGUGGUCGCAGGAGAUGUCAGCAGCAGUGGCAAUGAUGGAUGCUGCGCUCUCCGCGCCCUGGACGCCCCACUCGCCCUCGCAACCGCACACCACCACUACCGAUGGCACUGUUGCUGCUCCACUUGCUGGUGCUCCCGACCAACCGGCAGUACUUGAGGCCACCGCUGCUGCGACUCCUGUCACUUCAGCAGCAGCAGCAGCAGCAGCAGCAGCAGCAGCAGCAGCAGGUGGUGAGGGCGGUGAAGGGGGCGAGCAGCCCACAUUCGACCGCCACCAUCCUUUCCUCGCCACACUGGAGGUGAAUCGGCGCAUUACAGCGGAGGGGCACUGGCAGGACGUGAGGCACAUCGAGCUCGACACCCAGGGGGGACCGCAGUAUUCCCCGGGGGACGUGCUGCACGUGUUCCCCUCGCAGCCGCGCUCUGCCGUGCUGGCUCUGCUGCACCGCUGCCACCUGCACCCGCACACUCGCGUCCUCGUGCGGCCUGCAGGCGAGCCCUCCCCCUCCCCUGCAGGGGCCACGGCAGUGUCGGUGCUGGCGCUCGUGGCGGCCACACUGGACAUCAACUCCGCAUCGCCACGCGCCUACUUCUUUGAGGUGUUGGCGCGCUUUGCAUCGGAUGAGAGGGAGCGGGAGAAGCUGGCAUGGCUGGCAUCGCCGGAGGGCCGUGAGGACCUGCACGAGUACAACCAGAGGGAGAGGCGCACCGUGCUCGAGGUGCUACAGGAGUUCUCCUCCGUGGCCCUGCCUCUCCCCUGGCUGCUGCAGCUGUGUCCGCGCCUGCAGCCGCGCUCCUUCUCCAUCUCCUCCUCGCCGCUCGCCCACCCCGGUCGCUGCCACAUCACAGCAGCGCUUGUGCGUGUCACCACGCCGCUCAAGCGCACGCGCCUCGGCCUGUGCUCGCGCUGGCUGGCCUCGCUGCACCCCGGCCAAGCCCCACCGCUGCCCAUCUGGGUCACGCCCGGCACCCUCUCCCUGCCGCCCCCCUCCGUGCCGCUUGUUCUUGUCGGCCCUGGCACUGGCUGUGCUCCCUUCCGCUCCUUUAUCCACCAACGAGCAUGCCUUUCUUCUGCUGCUGCUCCAGCCGCUGCUCCAGCCAUUGCUGCGGCCGCUGCUGCAGAAGAUGGUUCUUCCGGUACCGAAGCAGGCGCAGUGGCGCCAGUGGUCUUCUUCUUCGGGUGCCGCUCACAGCGUGGCGACUACCUGUACCAGGCGGAGUGGGAGCGUCUGGCGGGUAUGCAUCAGCAGGCGCAGGUGGAUGAAGGAGGCAGCGGGCAGGAGGGCAUGGCGGGGAGUGAGAGUGGAGAGGUGAAUGGCAUUGUGGGUUGCGUGGAUGGGGCAGCUGGAAUGGAUGGGGUGAACGGGGCUGCUGCGAUGGUGGAGGACUCCAGAGACCUUGGCAAGGCACGAGAUGGGGCUACCGGUGCGGACGAGCAGAGGGAGGGGCAUGAGGGCACCCCUCUGGCGCAAGAGAAGGGAGGGGGUCUGUUUGUGGCGUUCUCGCGAGACCAGCCGUCAAAGGUGUAUGUGCAGCACUUGAUUGGAGAGCAUGCACGGCAGGUCUGGCACUUGCUGCAGCACGGUGCUGCAGUGCUCAUUGCUGGCUCGGCCAAUAAGAUGCCGGCAGAUGUCAUUCGCGCACUGGAGGAUGUGGUGAGGAGGGAGGGAGGGGUGGAUGAGGAGCAGGCGAGGGCGUGGGUGAAGGCGCUGCAGCGAGCGGGAAGGCUCAUGGUGGAGGCAUGGUUAUGA